This is a messenger RNA of Ilex paraguariensis (yerba mate), 357 nucleotides long. The record is from the annotation of a GenBank genome assembly. Lineage: Eukaryota; Viridiplantae; Streptophyta; Magnoliopsida; Aquifoliales; Aquifoliaceae.
AUGACAAAGUUGUUCUCUAGAACAUUUGUUUCUUCUCCAGACGAUGCAAAGAUUAACCAUGAAAUUUCAGAAAAAAUAAGCUUGUUGCAGAACUUUUUGAGGCCUGAGCAUUUGGAUAUCCUACCAACUUUUCAUAACGAAGCUUCAUGGCUGGGCUUGGAGAAGUAUGUCAUGACAAAGUUGUUCUCUAGAACAUUUGUUUCUUCUCCAGACGAUGCAAAGAUUAACCAUGAAAUUUCAGAAAAAAUAAGCUUGUUGCAGAACUUUUUGAGGCCUGAGCAUUUGGAUAUCCUACCAACUUUUCAUAACGAAGCUUCAUGGCUGGUAUGCUUUCAGCUUUUAUCAAUGCUUGAAUAA